CUUAAUUUUUUCACUUUUUUUUUAAUCAUCUAAUCUGGUGUCUGCUCACCUUUAUUACUUCCCAUGUGCCCACAAUAAAGCCCUUACCUCUUGGUCCAAAUCCUUUUGUUCAUCUUGACCAUUGUUGAUUGUUCGAUUCUCCAUCUUUUUUGUUCUUGGAGUUCUUCUUGCCUUUUGAUCGGACUCGUUUCCCAAAACACAAUCGCUUUCUGGGGUGUCUUUCUGUUCUGAUUUCAUAGCCAUUUCUGAAAUAUCAUCCUUCCACUCUUCCUGUUUCUACCCAUUUAGUAAUAUAUGGGCUGAGGGGCGCAUUUCAUGGGAGGUGUAGAGGAUGAAGAACCAGCGACAAAACGCGUGAAAUUAUCCUUUGGAGAACGGAGAAGUCUUUCCAACGGCACAUCUCUUAUAGACCCCAUAGCUGGCUCUUCAAGAGACAUGAUGGCUCGGCCCCUACCAUCUGCAGGGGACGAUGAGGUUGUUGGUUCCAAAGGUGUCAUUAAGAGGGUGGAAUUUGUCCGGAUAAUAGCCAAGGCCUUAUAUUCUCUUGGUUACAAGAAAAGUGGUGCUCACUUAGAGGAAGAGUCUGGAAUAUCUUUGCAUUCUGCUGUUGUAAAUCUGUUUAUGCAGCAAGUCCUUGAUGGAAAUUGGAAUGGAAGUGUGAAUACAUUGCACAAAAUUAGUGAACUGGAAGAAAGAAUCAUUAAAUCAGCCUCCUUUCUGAUUCUGGAGCAAAAGUUUUUUGAACUUUUGGAGGAGGACAAAUUCAUGGAUGCAUUGAGGACAUUGAGGACUGAGAUUGCACCUCUUUGCACUAAUGGCCGUAGAGUUCAUGAGCUUUCUUCGUGCUUAGUUGCUCCUUCAUUUUCAGGUUCUCAUGCUCAAGAUAAUGUUAGGCUCAAGUCUCGAACAAAGCUUCUAGAAGAAUUGCAGGAACUGCUUCCCCCAACAAUUAUGAUACCUGAAAGGCGAUUGGAACAUCUUGUUGAACAGGCUCUUGUUUUGCAAAAAGAUGCUUGCUUUUUUCACAAUUCAGUGAAUGAACAAAUGUCGUUGUAUACUGAUCAUAGGUGUGGGAUCGAUCAAAUUCCUUCUCGAACUCUACAGAUAUUACAAGCACACAGUGAUGAAGUGUGGUUUCUACAAUUUUCGCAUAAUGGGAAAUACUUAGCCUCAUCAUCGAAUGAUCGAUCUGCUAUCAUUUGGGAGGUUGAUGUGAAUGGUGGACUUUCAUUAAAGCAUAAAUUGUCCGGUCACCAGAAACCUGUGUCCUCGGUUUCAUGGAGCCCCGAUAACUGUCAGCUGCUCACGUGUGGUGUGGAGGAAGCUGUCAGGCGUUGGGAUGUUGCUUCUGGUGAAUGCCUCCAUGUUUAUGAAAAACCUGGUCUUGGCCUAGUGUCUUGUGGAUGGUUUCCAGAUGGAAAAUGGAUAUUCUCUGGUGUCAAUGACAAGAGUAUCUGCAUGUGGGGAUUAGAUGGGAAGGAACUGGAGUGUUGGAAAGGGCAAAGAACUCUAAGGAUCUCUGAUCUGGAAAUAACAAGUGAUGGGAAGCAGGUUAUUAGUAUUAGUAAAGAAAAUGAAAUACUACUUCUUGACAGGGAGGCUAAAGUUGAGAGAUGGAUUGAAGAAGAUCAAACUAUAACCUCGUUUUCAUUAUCGAAGGACAAUAAACAUUUGUUGGUUAAUCUUCUGAACCAAGAAAUCCAUCUUUGGAACAUACAAGGAGAUGUAAAGCUUGUUGCCAAGUAUACAGGUCAUAAACGCAGUCGGUUUAUUAUUAGGUCUUGUUUCGGUGGAAUCGAGCAAGCUUUUAUUGCUAGUGGUAGUGAGGAUUCACAGGUUUAUAUCUGGCACAGAGUAACAAGAGAGCUCAUAGAGGCAUUACCUGGCCAUUCUGGAGCUGUUAACUGUGUAAGUUGGAAUCCUGUAAAUCCUCACAUGUUAGCCUCGGCUAGUGAUGACCGCACAAUCCGGAUAUGGGGCGGCUUAAACGCUCAAAAUGUGAAGCGUGGUGGUGGUGGUGCUGCUGCUACUACUGCUGCACACAGCAAUGGUGUCCAUUAUAGCAACGGAAAAACUUGAAUUGAGGUCUAAGAAAAGCAUAUAUUUGGUUACUAUUUCUUUCUCUGACCAUUGCUUUCUUUCUUCCUUUUUAUGUAAAUACUUUUAUCAUUGUCAAAAGAAAAAAAACUGAAAAUCAGACAUUCAUAUCAAACAAGCUUUGUGGGCUAUGUAGCAAUUUAAUGAUAAUAAGUUUACUCUUUUAAUUUUCAA
Messenger RNA from Humulus lupulus (European hop), 2271 nucleotides. Its product is annotated as WD repeat-containing protein 26 homolog. The transcript is spliced from 5 exons. NCBI's taxonomy places the organism in Eukaryota, Viridiplantae, Streptophyta, Magnoliopsida, Rosales, Cannabaceae. The record is from RefSeq and is a predicted model, not a curated record. The coding region runs from base 316 to 2079 and encodes 587 amino acids. Gene Ontology annotation, molecular function: protein binding.